Penicillium cataractarum is the source of this 1071-nucleotide messenger RNA. RefSeq lists its product as uncharacterized. The transcript is spliced from 5 exons. The coding region runs from base 1 to 1071 and encodes 356 amino acids. Lineage: Eukaryota; Fungi; Ascomycota; Eurotiomycetes; Eurotiales; Aspergillaceae. The record is from RefSeq and is a predicted model, not a curated record.
AUGAUCUAUACUCCGAAGAAAAGAAAGUCUCACGACGAUGGCAAAAAAACUCCUAUCAUCACCAUCGCUGUGUCGUGCUGCGGCCCGAGCAACUUUGGGCAGAACCCUGGGCACAAGAUUCAUCUACUGCAGUCACCUUUCCUGGCGCUUUAUCUGAUUCUCCUGCCUAAGACGAUCCCAUCUCCAACGCACGGUCGAACCCGUGAGGCCAUCGACGGCAGGAACCUGAUCGCCUAUUCGGAUGGCAGUUAUGCCUGGUUGGAUAUGUGGUUUGCAGCCAACGUUUGGAAGAGCUUCACCACCGACAACGGAGAUAAGCUCAUCGAUAUCGAAUUUUCUAAACCUUUGCUUGCUGCGGUGUCGCACACAGGGCUUUGCCACAUUUGGAACAUCGACGCCUCUCAGUCACCACCUUUCCCGUUGAAGUUUCCGGGUCAGCACCAGCGCAUCCUGAUCAAAUGGACCAAGGUUGUGAUCCAAUAUGGUGAACACAUCCAGCACUGGUGCUAUGACACGAAGAUUGUUCGGGAGAUAGAAACUACAUUGUUCGUUGCCGCCGUGGAUCCUCACCCUUCAGAGGACCAGGGGUUGAAUAGCAUUAAUGGGUGGUGCCAACGUUCUUCGCACAACCAGCCCAUGCCGAAAUCUAUUUUCGCCGGGCGAGUGAUCGAUCUCGAUUAUCUGGACACUUGUGGGAUACACUAUACGGGCCAUGGUAGCAUGAUGCUGAUCCAUGGGCGUUACCACCCGGAAGGUGGCACCUGGGAUGAUGGCGUAUGCUGCGUCUCCCUUGAACCCGACGGACGAGUCGCUUUCCACACAAUGCCGCGAGACUGCGCCGAGGACGUCGAGCCCGAGCAAGGUAUACUCUAUGCCUCUGGGAUCAAAGACUCCCCCAAACAGUUUGCAAUUCUCAAGUCCAGAACCAUGACGGACGCUUCUAGCUCGUUUGUGUGGUAUGACUGGUAUGUCCAUCGCACGCAUCUAGUUGAGCGGCAUCAAUGGAUCAAGGGUGACGCUGAAUUCAUGAUCCUUUUGACCACAAGAAAUUGGAGUCUGGAAUAUGGGUAA